AUGCCGGGUUUUGUAAAAUACUUGAAGGAGCUGUUGACAAAGAGGAAACCGAUCAAGCAUGAUACCGUGAGUAUGGCUCAUCGGGUUAGCUUUAUCAUAUCUACAACCAGGAUUCAGAAGAAAGAGGAUCCAGGGGCCUUUAUUAUUCCUUGUUCUGUUAGCCACCAUGAUUUUGCUCGUGCUUUAUGUGAUGAUGGGGCUAGCAUUAACCUAAUGUCACUUGCUAUCUAUAAUAAAUCGUGGUUGGGAAUGCCUAGGCCUACUACCAUGCAACUGGAGAUGGCUGAUAGAUCCAUAAAGAGGCCAGUUAGGGUUGUUGAUGAUAUGCUUGUUUGGGUUAGCGAAUUCCUUCUAUCGACAGAUUUCGUGAUUCUUAAUUGUGCUCUUGAUAGAUAUGUUCCUAUUAUUUUGGGGAGACCUUUCCUUGCAAUAGGAAGGGCUCUUAUGGAUUCAGAGAAGAAUGAGAUCAAAGUUCGUGUUAAUAAUGACGAAGUGACCUUUCAGGCCAGUAAAGGAAUGAAACUAUCGAGUGCUAACGAAAGCGUUUUGGUUACUGUUGACAUUGAUGUGAUAAACGAGGCCGUUGAAUUUAAAAUGGAAGAAGAAUGUUUGGGAGAGGCUUUAGCAACCAUAUUGGUGAAAUUUGAUGCUGAUGAUAUAGAAGGUUAUAUGGAGAUUGUUAAUUCUCUUGUGGGGUUGGGUUGUUAA
Molecule: messenger RNA, 708 nt
Organism: Lycium barbarum (goji berry)
Lineage: Eukaryota; Viridiplantae; Streptophyta; Magnoliopsida; Solanales; Solanaceae
Exons: 1
Coding region: 1-708 (235 amino acids)
Source: RefSeq, a predicted model, not a curated record